AUGUGUGAGAAGAUCACAUAUGGAGGAAGACCAAGGACAAUUAUAUGGCAAGUAGUCUUCUUUCUAUUCUAUUUGUAUGAGACUUUUGCUGGUCAGGUUCAGUACUCAGUAUAUGAGGAAUCAGAACAAGGAUUCAUCAUAGGAAAUAUUGCAAAUGAUUUGAACAUGGAUAUUGAGGAAUUAUCGGAUAGAGAAUUCCAAAUUGUUUCUCAAGACCAAAAACAAUAUAUAAGUGUUAAUUUGGAAAGUGGAGACCUGUUUGUCACAGAGAGGAUAGAUAGAGAGACAUUAUGUGGCACAGAGGAGGAAUGCUUCUUAGACAUGAAAGCACUGAUGGUUAAUCCACUGCACAUUUACACAGUUAAAGUUGAAAUUGAAGACAUUAAUGACAAUGCACCAAUUUUUUAAAAAAAUUAUUUUGAAGCAGGAAUAAGUGAGUCUGCUUUACCAGGGGCACGGUUUGCCCUUGGCUACGCACAAGAUCCUGAUCUUGGUAGCAAUUCUGUACAGAGCUAUGGACUUAGCACAAAUGAGUAUUUCAUCCUUGGAGAAAGAAUUAGCAGCGAUGGAAGUAAAAAUCCUGAACUUGUGCUGGAGAAGCCUUUGGAUCGAGAGAAGCAAAAUUCCAUUGAGUUAAUGCUAACUGCUUCUGAUGGAGGUAGCCCUAGAAAAACUGGCACAGCUUUAAUUAAGAUUGUGGUUUAUGAUGCUAACGAUAACUAUCCCGUUUUCAGUCAGGACACCUAUGUAGUGAAUAUAAAUGAAAAUGCACCAAAUGGCUCUUUAGUUCUCCAGUUACAUGCUACUGAUGAAGAUGAUGGGUCAAAUGGAGAGAUAACAUAUUCAUUUAGUCACAUUCCAGAAAACGCGUUGCACAUUUUCAGAAUAGAUUCUCAAACUGGUGAGUUGUCAAAAGUAGGGGAGCUGGACUAUGAGGUAACAAAGAGAUACACAAUAACGGUUGAAGCCAAAGAUGGUGGCGACUUAGUUUCUCACUGUAAAGUCUCUGUCCAGGUUGUCGAUGCCAAUGAUAAUGCACCUGUGAUAAUAGUAAAUUCUUUUUCAAGUGCAAUUUCCGAGGAUUCCCCACCCGAAACAGUAAUAGCGCUGAUUCGAAUUUAUGAUGGAGACACUGGUGAGAAUGGUGAGAUUGUUUGCCAGAUCCCUGACAUAUUACCAUUCCAAUUAAUAUCCUUAACAGACAAUUAUUAUAAAAUUGUGUCUUUAUCAAGAUUGGAUCGAGAACAACGAUCUGCCUAUAAUAUCACAAUUCUAGCUAAAGAUAAAGGCUUGCCAUCACUUUGCAGCAACAAAACGCUCCAAGUGACUUUAACAGAUAUUAAUGACAAUUCUCCUGUUUUUGAUAAAACAAAUUAUAUUGCCUAUGUCCCAGAAAAUAACCAUCCUGGAACAUCAGUUCUCCAUAUUACUGCUUUAGAUCUUGACAUCAAUGAAAAUGGGAAAAUUACUUAUAGUAUAAUCAGUACAGCUAUUCAAGGCAUCCCUGUCUCUUCACAUGUUUCCAUAAACUCAGCAACUGGAGUUGUUUAUGCCCUACAUGCUUUUGACUAUGAGAAGAUAAGAGAAUUACAUUUCCAAGUAAUGGCUGAAGACAGUGGAUCUCCUUCUCUGAGCAGUAAUGUAUCUGUUAGGGUUUGUAUUAUUGACUGGAAUGAUAACUACCCGAAGAUUCUCUAUCCAUCAUCAGACACUGAAGGAGCAAUAUAUGAAUUCAUCCCUCUUCCCUCUGAGAAAGGCUAUCUAGUAACUAAAGUGAUUGCAGUGGAUGCUGACUCUGGGCACAAUGCAUGGCUCUCUUAUCAUUUAUUACAGGUCCAAGAACCUUCAAUUUUUGUGAUUGGCCAUCACACAGGGGAAAUCAGGUUGGCUAGAGAUUUAGAAGAAACAGAUUCUUCAAGGCAAAAACUUGUAGUCAUGGUGAAGGACAGUGGAGAACCCUCUUUGUCUGCAACAGUUACACUAAACCUUAUUGUAGCUGAAAGCUUUCAAGUUCUUCCUGAAACAAAUAACAAACCCAUCAAGCUGGAUACUACAUCCAAUAUAACAUUUUAUUUGGUAAUUGCAAUUGCAAUGAUUUCAUUUUUAUUUAUUUUGGCUGUGAUUGCAGUGGUGAUUUCAAAAUGUAGAAAUUCUAGUUCUUCAGUUGUAUUUGGGACUUUUGACAGAAAAUGCUACCCUCCAGUAAAUUUCAGAUGUCCUUCUCAGUUGAGUGAUGGAACCUUGCCAUUGCCUUUCUCAUACGAUGUCUGCGUCACACUGGAUUCAAGCCAAAAUGAAUUUGCCUUUCUCAGGCCCAGUCAGACUGUUCCAACAGAAAAUCUUAUUGAUACUGAUGUUACAGGAAAUGAUUCUGAAAAAAAAGUUAUUUCAGGCAGCAACCUUUCCCAGUUUGAAGUAGCAGUUAGUGAAUCUGCUCUACCAGGAGCACAUUUUGCUUUGGAGAAAGAACCAGCAACAAUGGAAGUAAAUCCAUAUAUUUGGGUCAAGAGAAGCAAAGUUCUGUUGAGUUAA
This is a messenger RNA of Xenopus tropicalis (tropical clawed frog), 2532 nucleotides long. Its product is annotated as protocadherin gamma-B1. The transcript is spliced from 2 exons. Gene Ontology annotation, molecular function: calcium ion binding. The record is from RefSeq and is a predicted model, not a curated record. Gene Ontology annotation, cellular component: membrane; plasma membrane. Lineage: Eukaryota; Metazoa; Chordata; Amphibia; Anura; Pipidae. Gene Ontology annotation, biological process: cell adhesion; homophilic cell-cell adhesion.